AUGCCACCGAAUCUGGACCUUACCCAAGACGUCCCUGAAGAAGUUCUUCCAGUCCUUUCGCUUCACAAACGUCUAUGGGUCAAAGUUCAUGUCUUUCUCUUCCAGAAUAUGAGGGGAAGAAGCCUUUUUGUUGACAAGACCCUCGUUGGCAAGACUUCUAUCCCGCUGGACCAGUUUAUUGUCAACGAGCAGCUAGCUGCAAUCUCCGAGAAUACUCUCUCCACAGCAUCUGGGUACGAGUUUUGUGACGCCCAGGCUGGCUCUGAGUCCUUUUACAAGUACAUUGCAAGCUUCAACAGUAAGGUCGAUGUGUCUCCGCCAAACCAAGUUUUCCUACCAAGACUGUCCAACCAAUCGACCAUGCCAGCAUCACCAAGAAGGCCAUUUUGGCAUCAAAGACCACGGCCACCAAAAAUGCUGCAACCAAAGCUCAAGAGCGAGUCCUACUGUUCUGGCAAAUCCUCUUUGGCCAUUUCAUCACCCACUUGGAUGGGAGUGUUGAAUACGGCUCACCAUGCUCUCUUUGACUGGGAUAUCCAUUGCAUCCAGGCAGCUGGGAUGGCGGCGAUCCAAAGAGCCAGCUUUACCACCAGAUCUUUGGUAAUGAACCCAUCCGAUGCACUGUCCUGGUUUAGUCUCCUUCAGUUCCUCCCUUCCGUCAGGACAGACAAGGACUUGGCCUUGCAUAUUAACAAAGAUGUAGAAGCCUGUAUGCAAGAAGACAUGGGCGAGCAUGUCACCAAAGGGCCUCCAAGAAGACGAAAUUAUACUCAAAGGGUCGCUGCACCUCCAUUGCCAACAUCAAAUGCACCAUCUCCAACGUAG
This is a messenger RNA of Cylindrotheca closterium, 825 nucleotides long. Lineage: Eukaryota; Bacillariophyta; Bacillariophyceae; Bacillariales; Bacillariaceae. The record is from the annotation of a GenBank genome assembly.